AUGGGAGACAGAGAGAGAGAAGAGAGUGCGAAAGCGAUUAACUCGCCGUCAUCCUCGACAACGGGAGACACGAACCGUUUCGAUUCGGUAAGGUCGUCAAUUGUGGAGUCGUUUCGAUGCGGCAUCACGGGUCUCCGUGUCGACAAGGAGGAGCUGAGGCAGAAUCUCACAAUGCCGCAAUACCUCCGGUUCGCAAUGCGCGAUUGCAUCAGGUUCCAGGACCCCGCAGCCGGUGAAAGCCGCUACAUUAUUCGCCGCAAGGACGACGAAAACGAAGUUGCGCCACGGACGCCAAUCGUUGUUUUCAUUAAUCCACGCAGCGGCGGCCGCCACGGCCCUGAGCUCAAGGAGAGGCUGCAGCAUCUCAUGAGUGAGGAGCAGGUUUUUGAUAUAUUAGACGUGAAGCCUCAUGAAUUUAUCCAGUAUGGGUUAGGUUGCCUGGAGAUGUUGGCUGCUCUCGGUGAUUCUUGUGCCAAAGAAACUCGUGAAAGAGUGAGGAUUAUGGUUGCUGGCGGUGAUGGUACAGUUGGCUGGGUAUUAGGAUGUCUCACAGAACUUCACAGACAAGAUCGGAAGCCAGUUCCUCCAGUAGGGAUCAUACCACUUGGUACGGGCAAUGACCUGUCUAGGAGUUUUGGUUGGGGUGGUUCGUUUCCAUUUUCAUGGAAGCAAGCUAUUAAGAGAACUAUUUACAAGGCUAGUAUUGCUCCGAUUUGUCGUUUGGAUAGUUGGCAAGUUUCACUUUCAAUGCCAGAAGGCCCAACAGUGGAACCACCACAUUCUCUGAAGAAUACAAAAGAGUUCACUCUUGAUGAGGGCUUAGAAGUUGAAGGAGAGCUGCCUGAGGAAGUUAUAUGCUAUGAAGGCGUGUUCUACAAUUACUUCAGUAUAGGAAUGGAUGCUCAAGUGGCUUAUGGCUUCCAUCAUUUACGCAAUGAAAAACCUUACCUUGCGCAGGGUCCAAUUACAAAUAAGAUUUUAUACUCUGGUUACUCUUGCACUCAGGGCUGGUUCUUCACAACUUGCACAAGUGAUCCAAGUUUAAGAGGACUCAAGAACAUUUUGCGAAUGCAUGUCAAAAAGUUCGAUUGUUCAGAAUGGGAGCAGAUUCCAGUUCCUACAAGCGUUAGGGCAGUUGUUGCUCUGAAUCUUCAUAGUUAUGGAAGUGGAAGAAAUCCAUGGGGUAAUCUGUCGCCAGAAUAUUUGGAGAAGAGAGGCUUUGUUGAAGCACAUGUUGAUGAUGGACUUUUGGAAAUAUUUGGUCUAAAGCAAGGAUGGCAUGCAUCAUUUGUCAUGGUUGAGCUGAUCUCUGCAAAGCACAUAGCUCAGGCAGCAGCUAUCCGAUUGGAAGUCAGAGGUGGGGAGUGGAAAGAUGCGUAUAUGCAAAUGGAUGGGGAACCCUGGAAACAACCAUUGAGCAAGGACUUCUCCACAUUCGUAGAAAUAAAGAGGGAACCUUUCCAGUCACUCAUGAUUAGUGGAGAGUGAUUCUUUGUGAAGGUUGAUUGUUCCAUAGGUGGGAUUCAUACAAUGCGUGUAUAUUAAAUGUAACGUAAUUUUAGGUCAUAGCUCUACUGUAUGGAAAAAUGAAUAUUGUCAAAAUUCAUCUCCUAUUUUUUUCAUCCUUAAA
Gastrolobium bilobum is the source of this 1630-nucleotide messenger RNA. Its product is annotated as diacylglycerol kinase 4-like. Gene Ontology annotation, molecular function: ATP-dependent diacylglycerol kinase activity. The record is from RefSeq and is a predicted model, not a curated record. The transcript is spliced from 12 exons. Lineage: Eukaryota; Viridiplantae; Streptophyta; Magnoliopsida; Fabales; Fabaceae. The coding region runs from base 1 to 1488 and encodes 495 amino acids.